Messenger RNA from Phyllostomus hastatus (greater spear-nosed bat), 1107 nucleotides. RefSeq names its product NKG2-F type II integral membrane protein-like. The transcript has 6 exons. The record is from RefSeq and is a predicted model, not a curated record. Bases 19 to 741 code for a protein of 240 amino acids. Gene Ontology annotation, biological process: positive regulation of natural killer cell mediated cytotoxicity; stimulatory C-type lectin receptor signaling pathway. Lineage: Eukaryota; Metazoa; Chordata; Mammalia; Chiroptera; Phyllostomidae.
CGUUACUCAGCUGCAGAGAUGGAUCUCCAGCGAGAAAAUGACUCAGAACUGAAUCUGGCUGAGGACUCCAGGACAGAGCAAAGGAAAAGCAAGGGCAUGAAAAGUUCCAUUUUACGAACUGAACAGCAAAUGUCCUCUGUGGAAAUAGAGUUUCCAAAUGCUUCUGAAGAUCUUCAAGGAAAUGACAAGGACCACUGCACAGAUUUGCCAUCACCACCAGAGAAGCUUAUUGCUGGCAUCCUGGGAUUCAUCUGCUUUAUCUUGAUGUACACUGUAUUAAGAAUGGUACAUUUUAUUCCCUGUACUAUAAAGCUGGAGCAGAGUAAUCCAUCCACAGUAACAAUAUUGGAGAAAGAACACUAUUGUGGUCUUUGUCUACCGGAGUGGUUUAUGUAUUUCAACCAUUGCUAUUACCUUGGUACUGAACAAAAAACAUGGACUGAGAGUUUGAUGGCCUGUGCUUCUAAGAACUCUAACCUGCUCUAUAUAGAUAAUAAAGAAGAAAUGAAUUUUAUGCAUAUUUUCAAUGCAUUUAUGUGGAUUGGAGUCUCCCAUAGAAACAGUAAUAAUUCUGACUUGUGGACAAAUGGCCCAGUUUUCUUUUCCAAACUAUUUGCAAAAACUUCAGAGUUGGACAAGAAAUGUGCAUUUGGGGAUUUUGAAGCACAAAAGCUCUACUUGGCAUCAUGUUCAGGAAAAAAACACUAUGCUUGUAAGCACCAGGCAGUGUGGCUCACCUAAACUUGGUACAAUGUUACUCUCACCAUCUCUAAAGAACACAUUUCUAGUUCCUUCAAGAAUGCUGCAAUUAUUUUUGCACUACUUUUUUAAGACAUUAUUUUGGUACCAGUUUUAUUUUCAUGAGAAAAUGAAGAGGAAGGUACUGACAUUCCCCAUGUUCCCCAUGUUCCCCUGCAUGCAGAGCAUCCCCAUUAUCAGCAUCACUCAGCAGAGUGCGACGUUUGUUACUGAGAGUGAGUCUGUACUGACACAUCGUAGUCACUUAAAGUCCAUACUGUAUCUGACACUUCAUCCUUGGUAUUGGAGAAUUGUUUUAAACCUAUAUUCAUGUUAAUUUUAAAAAUAUAUAUAUCCAGGUAUAUAUUA